AUGGAACAGACUACGAGCCCUCCGUCAAUUUAUCUGGUGACCCAGAUCCCCGAGAGGCCUGGGGAAGGUGGCAACCCUGGGUACAGCGGGGACGAUGAAGACCUCUGGGAUAAUUUGCCGUCUAUGGGACAUCAAGGGGCUAUGCAUGUGCUUUCCAUGGACUCUCCGCCCGUCUUCUCCGGCAGCGAAGACAACCGCGAGGCGUCGUAUCAAUGGAUGUGA
Molecule: messenger RNA, 222 nt
Organism: Aphanomyces astaci
Lineage: Eukaryota; Oomycota; Saprolegniomycetes; Saprolegniales; Verrucalvaceae
Exons: 1
Coding region: 1-222 (73 amino acids)
Source: RefSeq, a predicted model, not a curated record